AUGUCCGCCAAUCCCAUCAACAUGUCCAUCCGCACAGUCAUGUCUCUCACCCGCCUGAACCCCGUCGCACCCACUCUCGCCAGCACCCUCCGUCCCCUCCAAAGAACCCAAUUCACACGCCUCAGCUCGACAACAGCUCGCCCAGCCGCAGCACUAACCUCCGACUCCCGACCAAAUGCCAGAACCGCAUUCCCAUCACCCAUCGCCCUGCGCGCGAACUCGACUGCGGCCCCGCAGACAAACCAGGAAGUCAAGCUCGACUGGGACUCCUUCUUCAAGCUCCGCGCUUCCCGCCGCCGAUACUCGCUCGUCUCCUCGGUUGCCAGCUCGCUCGCUAGCACCAGUAUCGGUGUGCAGGUGCUGUCCAGUCAGGAUCUUGAGCACCUAGGUGCAUCGGUUAUGGGUUUGGACCCGUUUAUCGUGCUUGGGCUUGCGACUGCUGCUUGCGGUGCUGUUGGGUGGUUGCUUGGACCGGCUGUUGGGAAUGGGAUUUGGGGGCUUGUGUACAGGAAGUACAAGCCUUCUGUUAACACGAAAGAAAAAGAGUUCUUUGAUCGUAUCCGUCGGUUCCGUGUUGAUCCUUCGACCAACUCGAUCUCCAACCCGGUUCCUGACUACUAUGGAGAGAAGAUUGGUAGUGUUCAGGGAUACCGCAAUUGGUUGAAGGACCAGCGGGCUUACAACCGCAAGCGCCGUAACUUCAUUGUUUAA
Messenger RNA from Penicillium bovifimosum, 711 nucleotides. RefSeq names its product presequence translocated-associated motor subunit PAM17. Gene Ontology annotation, biological process: protein import into mitochondrial matrix. Gene Ontology annotation, cellular component: PAM complex, Tim23 associated import motor. The record is from RefSeq and is a predicted model, not a curated record. Lineage: Eukaryota; Fungi; Ascomycota; Eurotiomycetes; Eurotiales; Aspergillaceae. Bases 1 to 711 code for a protein of 236 amino acids. The transcript has 2 exons.